Messenger RNA from Nanorana parkeri, 3411 nucleotides. RefSeq names its product transient receptor potential cation channel subfamily C member 4 (gene TRPC4). The coding region runs from base 194 to 3106 and encodes 970 amino acids. The transcript is spliced from 11 exons. Gene Ontology annotation, biological process: regulation of cytosolic calcium ion concentration; manganese ion transport; calcium ion transmembrane transport. Gene Ontology annotation, cellular component: cation channel complex; membrane. Gene Ontology annotation, molecular function: inositol 1,4,5 trisphosphate binding; store-operated calcium channel activity; protein binding. Lineage: Eukaryota; Metazoa; Chordata; Amphibia; Anura; Dicroglossidae. The record is from RefSeq and is a predicted model, not a curated record.
UUCAGACCUCUGUCAUGAAGGAGAGAAGGUAGAAGGUGCUGCUCUUUGGUUUUGUACUCUACUAUUUAUUUUUUUUUUUAACCCUGCUGAAGUUUUACUUGGAAAAUCUAGACAUUGGAUACUUUGUGAACUUCACUUGUGGAUAUCAAACUGUUUAAUUAAACCAAAGGAAAAAAAAAUAAUGGCAUAAAAAAUGGCUCAGUUCUACUAUGGAAGAAGCAACAGCUCUCCUUUCCAAGACCGGAUUCCCCUGCGCAUUGUACGCUCUGAAUCUGAGCUCUCGCCAUAUGAGAAAGCUUACCUGACUUCAGUAGAGAAAGGUGACUAUGCCAGCGUGAAGCAAGCCCUGGAUGAGGCGGAAAUUUAUUUCAAAAUCAAUAUUAAUUGCAUCGAUCCCCUGGGAAGAACUGCACUAUUGAUUGCCAUUGAAAAUGAGAAUCUUGAGCUUAUUGAGCUUUUGCUAACUUAUAAUGUCUAUGUCGGAGAUGCUUUACUGCACGCCAUACGGAAAGAAGUAGUGGGAGCGGUUGAAUUGCUUUUAAACCACAAAAAGCCAAGUGGAGAAAAACAAGUUCCACCAAUACUGCUGGAUAAACAGUUCUCUGAAUUUACUCCCGACAUUACUCCAAUCAUUUUGGCUGCUCAUACAAACAAUUAUGAAAUUAUAAAACACCUGGUUCAGAAAGGUGUCUCGAUCCCAAGACCACACGAGGUUCGGUGUAACUGCGUGGAAUGCGUUUCUGGUUCUGAUGUGGAUAGUUUACGACACUCUCGCUCAAGGCUGAAUAUCUACAGGGCACUGGCAAGCCCAUCUUUAGUUUCACUGUCAAGUGAGGAUCCCUUUCUAACUGCGUUUCAGCUAAGCUGGGAGCUUCAGGAGUUAAGUAAAGUGGAAAAUGAAUUUAAAUCUGAGUACGAGGAGCUGUCAAGGCAAUGUAAGCAAUUUGCAAAAGACCUUCUGGACCAAACAAGGAGCUCCAGGGAAUUGGAAAUUGUUCUUAACUAUAGGGAUGAUGGUGGUCUCUUGGAAGAACAGAAUGGCAAUGACCUUGCCCGUCUCAAAUUGGCAAUUAAGUACCACCAGAAAGAGUUUGUUGCUCAACCUAACUGUCAGCAGCUGUUGGCAUCGCGCUGGUAUGAUGAAUUUCCAGGCUGGAGGAGGCGGCACUGGGCAGUGAAGAUGGUAACAUGUGUAAUAAUAGGACUACUUUUCCCAGUCUUCUCUGCCUGUUACUUGAUAGCUCCAAAAAGCAACCUCGGACUUUUUAUCAGGAAGCCAUUCAUCAAAUUCAUCUGCCACACUGCAUCAUACUUGACUUUUCUCUUCCUCUUGCUGCGAGCUUCACAAAACGAAUACAACAUAAACCAGCCUGGACCCGCACCUGCUCCCAUUGAAUGGGUGAUAUUACCGUGGGUUUUGGGUAUUAUAUGGGCUGAAAUCAAGCAGAUGUGGGAUGGAGGAUUUCAAGAUUACGUCCAUGACUGGUGGAACUUAAUGGAUUUUGUGAUGAAUUCAUUAUACCUGGCAACUAUUUCACUGAAAAUUGUUGCAUAUUCACGGUACCAUUCGGAAUUAAUCAGUCGAAAUAACUGGGACAUGUGGCAUCCAACACUGGUUGCUGAAGCAUUAUUUGCUAUCGCAAACAUCUUCAGCUCCUUGCGUCUGAUUUCAUUGUUCACAGCUAACUCUCACCUGGGUCCUCUUCAGAUUUCUUUAGGAAGAAUGCUGCUGGACAUUUUAAAGUUUCUCUUUAUAUACUGCCUUGUGCUACUUGCAUUCGCCAAUGGUUUGAAUCAAUUGUACUUUAACUACGAAACCGACAUCAUUGACAACAAAACCUUGAAUUGCACUGGCAUUCGAUGUGAAAAACAAAAUAAUGCCUUCUCAACGUUAUUUGAGACUCUUCAGUCCCUGUUCUGGUCAAUUUUUGGUCUCAUCAAUCUCUAUGUAACAAAGGUGCAACCGGAUCACAAGUUCACAGAAUUUGUCGGUGCGACCAUGUUUGGGACCUAUAAUGUCAUCUCUUUGGUUGUUCUUCUAAACAUGUUGAUAGCCAUGAUGAACAACUCCUACCAGCUCAUUGCUGAUCAUGCGGACAUUGAAUGGAAGUUUGCUAGAACAAAGUUGUGGAUGAGUUACUUUGAAGAAGGAGGAACACUUCCCACUCCAUUCAAUAUAAUCCCUAGUCCCAAAACUUUUUGGUAUUUUUUUAAAUGGAUUAGGAAACAAGUAUGCAAGAAAUACACAAGAAAAAAGCCAGAAAGCUUUGGAACAAUAGGUAGAAGAGCAGCUGACAAUUUCCGAAGACAUAAUCAGUAUCAGGAGGUGAUGAGGAACCUUGUGAAGAGAUAUGUAGCAGCAAUGAUCAGAGAUGCCAAGAAAGAAGAAGGACUAACAGAGGAAAACUUCAAGGAAUUGAAACAAGACAUUUCAAGCUUCCGUUUUGAGGUUUUGGGUUUGUUAAAGGGAAACAAAUUGAAUAUCAAUAGUACAAAAAUGAGCAACAGCUCAGAUGUCUCAGAGACAGAAGAGAAGAGUCGCCCCAAGGAAAAGAAAAGCCGAACGCAAAAAAGCAACUUUAGCUUUUAUGACAUCACCACACUGAUCCAUCCCAGGUCAGCAGAGAUAACUGCUGAUAAGCAUAACUUGAGUAAUGGAUCUGCGACCCUGGCUUCAGAGACUGCCAAGGAGAAGCCAAAGAAAAUUCAGUUUGCCAAAGACAUAAAAAGCUUUGGACUUUUUCACAGACGUCCAAAACCUAACAGCACGGAACAGAGCACUAGUAAAAUUUACUCUGUUUCAGAGGAAGUUCCAGAACAACUCAUAUCCGAUCCCAGUGAAAAAACAUUUGACACAGUCAAAGAUGUAGAGCCAAACAGUGAGUUAAAUGUAAAUACUUUGGAUGAACAGUGUACAGUAACAGAAGAUACCCAGGAUACCUUGGAAUGUCUACCACUACAGCCUUCUGACAGUUGUCACAGUUUUGUAAAUGACAGUCAAACAGACAACAUUAAACCCACUAUGGACAAAGAUGAUCAUUUGGAUACAAGUAGCGCACAAGCAGAAGCGCCUGCAGAAGAAGAAGAUUCCAUAACAAGACUGUGAUUUUCAAUUAAUGUAUAUAUAAAAUAUAUAUUUUAUCAGUGCAUUUUGGGAUAUUUGAAUAUUCCUUUGCGAACCAAGUCAACAUGCUGCCAGUUUAGGCAUGAAAGCUCAAUUUACAUUCAAACAUAUACAGGGAUAGAAAUACAUUAUAGGAAUGAAUGGUAUGCUUGGCUAAAAGGACAUACAUCUGAUGCUAUGUUAAUCAAGGUAUCUUGCAUUUAUGUAUUGUUUGCAAUAAUCCACCCAAGAUUCAUAUCAUGUUAGACUAUGCAAAAUAAUCAUAUAAAAACCAUUAAGCAUACAUU